Molecule: messenger RNA, 984 nt
Organism: Fonsecaea nubica
Lineage: Eukaryota; Fungi; Ascomycota; Eurotiomycetes; Chaetothyriales; Herpotrichiellaceae
Exons: 5
Coding region: 1-984 (327 amino acids)
Cellular component (GO): cytoplasm
Molecular function (GO): oxidoreductase activity, acting on the CH-OH group of donors, NAD or NADP as acceptor
Source: RefSeq, a predicted model, not a curated record
AUGGCAGAAGUGAACAUCGAGGAAUCGACUCUGAACUCUGUGAAUGGCAAAGUGGUGGUCCUUGCAGGUGGUGCCCAAGGGAUUGGCGCGGCAACAGUGACACAACUAUACCAAGCGGGCGCUCAUGUGUUCUUUGGCGAUUGGGACGACACCAAGGGUUCGAGAGUAGCAGAUGAACUUCGGGCCUCACCCUCGGAAGGAAGCGUGACGUACCUCAAGGUCAACGUGCGGGAUUAUCAGUCGCUUCUCUCCUUGUUCGACACCGCCUACAACAAUCACGGACAGAUUGAUAUCGCGAUAUGCUGCGCAGCGGUGACAGAGCGACCGGGAUAUUGGGAACCAGAGAAGCUGGACCUCCAGAGCGUGAGGGAGACACCUACAGGCAUCGCCGAGGUGGUCGACAUCAACCUCAACGGCACGUUAUAUUUUGCCCGCCUCGCCGUGGCGUACCUCAAGGAAAAACAUACCUUUGACAAAGAGUCAACAACAGCCAAGUCCAUCACGUCGUCGAAAUGCAUCACGCUCGUCUCGUCGGUGGCAGGAUUCAAAGAGUCGCCCGGUCUAUUCGCCUAUUCGGCAGCGAAACAUGGCGUGCUGGGUCUGAUGAGAGCUCUGCGGCCAUUCACGGCACCGUUGUAUGGAUUGAGGAUCAACGCUAUUUGCCCAUGGGCAACCGACACCCAACUCCUCGCCGGGGUGCGCGCCGAAUGGGCCAAGAACUCGAUGCCGAUGAACCAGCCCCUCGACGUGGCAAAGUACAUCAUCCAGGUCAGCGCGGAACCCAACACGCACGGCAAAGCCCUGUUUGUGACGGGCGGCAAGGCCGUCGACAUCGAGGAAGGCAUCAAAAAGACCGAGCCCGUGUGGUUGGGGGAGAAGAACUCGCGCGAGUUGGCCCAGGGGCAGGCCAUUCUGGGCUUGGGCAUGGAUUGGGGCCACAAGAAGCCAAAAGGCCACGAGGGUGUGAACGGGACUUCGACAUGA